AUGCCGGCUCCGCAGCCAGGAUUUCAUUGGUGCCAAGUGCCGACUGCGGUCUUCGGCGUGGCGUCUGGGCAACAGACCCAGGCGUCCCUUCCUGCUCAGAAGGGAGCUGAGGCAGCUUCUUCUUGGAAGGACUCCUCCCGGUGGCAAGAACAGUCCACCCCGUGGAAGAGCCAGCAGUCUUCAUGGGGCAAAGGUUGGGGGCAUUCUAAGAACUACGGCUCCAGCAGCUCGUGGCAGGGCUCUGGAGGGAAUCGGCGCGAGAAGUGGGACAAGCCCAAAGGCUGGAACAAAUGGCCCAAGCCUGAGCAAAAGCCGGCUAAGGAGCAGUAUGGGCGAGGGGCUGCCCCCAAGGAGGAGGAGCCGGAGAUUCUCCUCGACCCAGUGGCUGGGAUUUUUGGAGCCCGGCAGCAAGGGCCGCCUGAGAGGCCCGACUCUGCAUUCAACGUUGCGGAGGCGACGGAGGAGGAAGUUCAAGCGGCGGCCAAUCGCAAGGCUGAGCGCGAAGAAGAAGGGUUCCACAGUCAGCUCUGGCAAGGAGCGAUCGCUAAGGCCCUCGCAGACCCCUCGCGACCCAAGUGCGCCCGAGAACUGAUGCGUGAGGGCAUCUUACGAAGCUGGUGGAACAUGUCCUGGAAGGACGCCCGAGGCCUGAUUGACGGGACCUUGGUGGACGAGUAUCGCGACCGGUUGAUGCUGUACAUGGCAAAGUAUAAGAACCCCACCGAGGUGCCGCAGCCGAUUGUCGAGCGCUGUGCAUGCUUGUUCGCGUGGUUCAAGCAGAACUCCAGGCCGCUGGACAUUGAAGGGGACUUCGAUGCGAUCAUGUUCGCAGUGCCAGGGCAGAAAGUAUUGUGCUUUCGCACAAAGUUGACAGGGCCAUCCUUCCUGGAGCCCGCAAACCACCGCUAUACGAUGACAAUGUCCCACGGCUUGCCGUGGACAGCAGCCAUGGGUGUGGGCGAGUAUGGGGAGAUAACCCCGGGAGACUUCACGGACGGCGACUUCCCGUCGUACGGAUUCAGCGGCCGCGGGGUCUGCAACGACUCCGGCUUUGAAGGUAUCAAAGCCUCAAUCUCCAAGGUGGCUGCAAGAGCCAAAGGGAGGGACGUCAUCUUCUCGAUGGAAGGGCUCCUGCAGGAGAAUACGCCCCAGGUGGAGGGGGGCAUGCCGGCACUGAAUGUGCCUUCUGACAGCGAGUCGGAAGGCCAAGAAGUUAACCAGCAUCGUGUUGCUCAGGUCCUGAUUUCCGCAGGACCACCGAAUGUGCAACUCCCCUGGGAACAAGGAAUUUUCAGGGACAUCUUCGCACCUAGACCAGUGGUGUCACUGGACUGGCCAGAGCCCAAGGUUCUUGUCAAUGUGGAUGAAGCCGAACUAUCGUCUACACCAGGUCCCAGCGUUUUGCAAGACAAAGACAAGACGCCAAUCACAGGUGUCUUCAGCUCCUCACCGGGAGCCAAUGUUUUCAGCAAAGUGAUCAAGUGCAAAAAGAAAGAUGAGCCUUUUGAGGAGGCUGUUGCAGGCAUGUGGUUGAAAAACAUGCAGAUGUGGAAACAGCUGUUCGAGGCCUCCCCGUCCACCACUUUUGCCAAAACAUUACAGGAAUUGGACGAAGAGGAGAAGAUGUUGUCCCUUCGUGACAUGUUUGGAUCGAAAUCACCACACACAAUCCAGAAGCGUGCAUCAACCUUGUUGAGAUUGUUUCGUUGGCUUCAAAAACAGGCCGAUGUGCAAGGGACCUCUGUGGAGGAACCCCUUCUCCCAUCAGAGGAAGCGGUGUACAAGUUCUGCAGAGAGAUAUCCCACAGGAAGAAGGGCAAGCUGGCACCUCAGAGCGUGGUACAAGCGUUGAAGUUUGUGAAAUUUGUGCUUUCCAUUCCAAAUGUGGAGAAUUCCAUCUCCCCCAGGGUCCAAGGCUUGGCCGACCGAGUGGCAGGCGAGCACGAGCCCACACAUCAAGCCCGGGACCUAACAGUGCUUGAAGUUAGGUUUCUGGAAGAGUGUGUUUGGAACGCUGAGCUCCACAUUGUCGAUCGAUUUGCAGCAGGGGUAUUCCUGUUUCAGAUCUUCAGCAGGAACCGUUGGUCGGACAUCAGGCACGUGCGAUCCUUGGAGUUCGAUUUUCUGGAGAUUGGCCCCGAAAUCUGUGGUUUUCUGGAAGGCAGGGCCAGGGAGGUGAAACAGUCCAACAAGAAGAAGAAACUCUCGUUGUUCAUGCCCUUGGUGGCUCCAGUUCGGGGGGUCCACCCGACGGUGGUUUGGGCCAAAGAAUGGCAGAAAGUGGCCGCCGAAGCAGGGAUCGUGCUCUCGAAGACCCCUGUAGGCCCUUUACUACCUGCCACCGCCCCAGACGGUGCCUGGCUGCAGAGGUCCAUCGACUCCGCCGAGGCCUCCAACUGGCUGACGGGACUGCUAAGGAACCGCGACCCCUCAACAGCGAGGGUUACCACACAUUCCUUGAAACACACUGCUCUGGGCUGGUUGAGCAAAUACGGCAUUGUGGGCGAAACACAGACACUCUUGGCACAUCAUUUUACUGGAGCGUUGAGUACAUUAGCUUACUCAAGGGACGCCCUUAGUGGCCCCCUCCGGCAGCUGGAGGAAAUGCUAAAGCAGGUACGGGAGGGCUCGUUUUGCCCGGACGCUACUCGGAGUGGAUACUUUGCCCGUGCCCAAGGAUCAGAGGCAGGUGCGUCUGUUGACCUCGGGUCCUGGCUGCCGAUCAGCAAGGCAGGCAGCUUAGAUGGGCUGCCCGCGAACUCCGAAAGCACGCAUGAGCCUUUGCCAGCUACAGUGGAAGGCUUUGAGGACGAUUUCCUGGGGGUUGGACCGCUUUGCUCCUCGCAAGGGAAGGUUUUUGAGUCACCAAGUGCCAUGCCUGUCUUGGAAGCAUCUGCGCCGUCGGUAGCGGAAGGAGACGAAUCCCCCUCGAAAGAAAGUGAGGAAUUAGACAGGUUGGCUACCGUGACUUCUGGGCUUUGCGAGGCGCUGUUCGAUAAGGUCGACACACAAGGUGCAGAUGAUAACGAGGAGGCAGAGAUCUCGCCCACCACAUCAGCAGACGGGUCCUCCGAGGAAACCUCUGAUGGAGCCUCGUCGGAAGAAAAGGAGGAACCAGCUUCGACCCUGAGCCUACCGGAGGGUUGGAGCGCGAUCCAGAACAAGAAGUCUACCAUGUUACAUCUGUACAAAGUAGGUCAGACGACGCUGAAAUGUGGCAAGUGGAUAACGGAUAGUCAGCCUUUCUUCGAGCAACAUGCUCGCAAGAUCGGAAUGGAGCAGCCACUCUUGGACAAAUUCAUAGCUGGAGGGGUCAAGACGGUGUCCAUGGCGGCCUAUGCCGCCACUCAACCGGGUCAACCUCUCACAGAUAGGGAGGUCUCCACUCUAUGUACGAGUCUGGGGCAGAACAACCCCACUCUUGCACAGAUGACAGUCGUCAAGAGGCUCCUGUUUGAGUGCCAGACCAUGAGCUUGGCAAACUUGAAGGCAACCGUGGAACAGCAGCCGGACUCAGUCCUACGUAAGCUGCCAGGAGCUGAGAGAGCCCAGCGCCUGGAAUUGCAGGCUCAAAGGCUGGGCGGACUCUCGAUUGAGCAUGACUUAGAGCCCGCCUUUUCAGUAUAUGAUGCUGUGUCGACACAAGUAGAGCAAGGGUCGCUGAAAUACCUGCAUCCGAGCAAGAUCCCCACGCGUCGCCAGGAAUUGGCGCAAGGCAAGCCAACCAAGGAACUUGUGCUGGACGCUUCGGGGGAUGGCCUCUCGGUUCAAGACAAAUCCUCUAAAGUAGAGGCCCAGUCGGGGUCAGACAUGGCGACUUACAGGGCGCUGCAAAGACGGGGUCUGGCCUACGACCUCGUUGGCAUUUUGAGUUGCAAGGUGCACGAGAAAUGGCUUCAGAAGGCCUUUGCUACCUUGCAGACCCCACCGCCCCCAGGCUUCAACCGUCCGACGCUGCAGCAGGUCCUGCGAGCAGAUCGGGCCUUGUGGAUGGAGCUUGGCAGCAAACAGCCGACCCUGACAAGGGCAGCGGCGAACGCGCCGCUCGCGGACGCCCGGUGCUUAGAUCAAGUCUUUCUGGAAGCCACCAACACGGUUGCAGUCAAUUUCCACUUCAUGCCGACACCUCGUGCGGAAGGGUUCCCAGAUAGAGGAGGCAAAGGCGCUGGCAAGGGCCCCAAGCGCUGGGGCGACGGAAAAGGGUACGGACAAUGGAAAUAUCAGAGGACCGACAAAGGAGACAAGGGCCAGGGAGGCAAAUCAGGCCUCAAGGGGGCCCGCCUCCCCACAAAGGGAAAAUUUGACAGUGGCAAGGGAGGCUUUCCGAACAAGUCCCUUGUCUUGCAAGGAGGCAAGGGGGAGACCCCCAUGCCGGCCGCCUUGCGAGGCGGAGUGCCGAACGACGAGCAAGGAGAGCCUCUUUGUUUUGGCUUCAACCUAGGACAGUGCAAGGUUGCUUCCGGAAGCAUCCCUUUUCUGAGCACAGGCAUUCAGGCCAGGCGAGUCAUCACGGCGCGCAGAGGUCUGGGCAAGCGCAAUGUACUGCGCAAGGGCAAGAUCAUACAGCUGGACUUGCUCCUGUUGUCGCACCAAGGUCUUCUGUGGAAAUGGCUGGGUUCUCCAGGACUGGUCGCCGUAUGGCUGGCGCCGCCCUGCGGCACAUCCAGCAGGGCCAGGGAAAUCCCGUUUCCGGGGGAGGACGAGCCGCGUCCUUUGCGGUCAGUGGAGUGCCCGGAAGGGCUCCCAGGCCUUGGCCCAAGCGAUGCAGAAAGGGUGGCAAAGGCUAACGAGCUUUACCGGCUCACGGCCCGAAUCUGGGGCUUCUGCUGCGAAAAUGACAUUGUGGUAAUCAUAAAGAACCCCUAUCGCAGUUUCUUCUGGCAUUGCAGCGCCAUUGAACACAUCCUCAGGAGUGAACAGGCGAUCGUGGUCCAGUGCGACUUUUGCAUGAUGGGAGGUUCGAGAUUAAAGCGGACGGCCCUGCUGUGCAACAGCGACCUCAUCACAGGCCUGGCUGUCACGUGUGAUGGAUCCCACGAGCACCUGCCCUGGAAAGUGCAAGAGGGAGUUCUCGCAACAAAGCUUGAGACUGCGUAUCCACACCAGUUUUGUAAGCACUUUGUUUCCCUGCUGCUGCAGCAUCUGAUCCCGGGCUUCAAGGCGCCAGGAGCCCCGGCGCUGAGAGUGACGCCCCUACUGUCUUCUGCGACGGAUGUACUGGUGGAGGUGAUUGAGACUCGAGCUGCGCAGUCACGGAGAUGGCUCCAGCGAGCCCAGGAGCUGCAGUUAGCUGAAGACGACUUCAAAGCUAAGCUGCCCGAGCACAUCCGCAGCAGCCUCCGUAAUAAGAGAAUACUGCUCUUCAAAGAGAUGCUGGAAGCGUCCCACUACGCCGACAAGGCAGUGGCGGACGACCUGGCACAGGGUUUUGACCUUGUGGGGCAUUUAGACCUUCCGGCAGGCUGGUCCACCGACUUUCGUCCAGCAUUCCUCUCCCUGAAGGACCUGUCCCAACUGACGCAGGAGACGAACCACCAGGUCAUCAAGGAAGUUGAGGACUCAUCUCAGUUCUUGGAAGAACUGUGGCAGAAAAGUCUCGAUGAAGUAUCAAAAGGCUGGUCGGAAGGACCUUUCCGAGAGCAGGACUUGCCACAAGGAGCUGUAGUCAGCAAACGUUUUGCGAUCCAACAAGGAAACAAGGUCAGGCCGAUUGACGACCUGUCCCAGAGCCACAUCAACGAGGCAUUCGGGAGCAUGGGGAAGAUCGAGUUGCAUGACAUCGAGACAAUUGCAGCGUCGGCCAUAUUGUUCCUGAGGCACGCAGGACAAGGACUGCUUGGUAAAACCAUUGACCUGAAAUCAGCAUAUAGGCAACUACCACUGUCCGAAGAGGCACUCAACAUGGCCUACGUGGCUGUCAAGGACCCCAAUUCGGGGGAGGUUCGCUUCUUUAGGCUUCUCUGCCUUCCAUUCGGCGCUGUGGCGGCGGUCCAUGCAUUCAUCAGGGUCAGCCUGGCUAUUUGUCAUAUAGGAAACACGUUUUGGCACUUGCCUUGGAGCUCUUUUUACGAUGACUUCACACUGUUGUCAACACGACAGCUGGCCACUAGCGCAGAGGCCAGUGCAUGUUUUCUGCUAGACUUGCUCGGCUUUGAGUUUGACAGAGACGGAGACAAGGCCCAGCCGUUCCAGGAGGGGCUACGACACUACAUAGCCGAGGCGUCGCCGAGGAUAGUGCGAGCCCAGACCUCAGAGACGGUGUACGCUUUUACGGACGCCUCGCAAGAAGGACUCCAAGGCCUCGAAAUGGGCCUGGGAGCAAUCCUGUUCAAUCAGGAGGGGCACAUCCUGUGCUGGUUUGGCAUUGUGUUACCGCAUGACCUUGCUGAGAAACUUCUGCAAGGAAAGUCUAAAGUCAUCAACGAGCUCGAGAGCAUAGCUGUUCUCCUGCUAUUCAUUCUAGCCCGAGAGUUUCUGCGGGGGAAACACGUGAUGUGCUACUUAGACAAUGAGGCGGCGCGCAUAACGCUCCUCAAGCUGACCAGCGAUUCAGAGGCUUUGACCCUCUUGAGCAAUGCUUGUGCAUUGUUAGAACAGGAGCUUGAGAUGAUCCCGUUCUACGCUCGGGUACCCAGCAAAUCCAACGUGGCGGACGCCCCGUCUCGCCUUGACUUUACAGGGCUGCCACACAAUUGCAGGUUCCAAGACCAGGUGCUUCUUGCGGAAAUGGCCAAGCUGGUGAACUCGCUCGCCUGGGAUGCCAUCUUGUUGCUCUGGCGUUCUUUGGUAGACAUCAUUGGCCCUUACAGUUCGGUGCUGCAGCAGCUUCAGGGGUCACCUAAUGGACCUGCUUUGACAUUGAAGCUUUUGCAACUCAACGCAGACACAACCGCUUUACGCUAUGUCAAAGCUUGCUUGGCCUAUUUCGAAUUUCUUGUCGACCUCGGACACUCCUUGGACAAUCUUUCCCAACUUGCCGCAGUUGAGGCAGUCUACGCUUUACACUGCAGCCGUUCCCAGGACGAUGACUUUUCUCUGGACCGGGAACAGAUUGCUUUGGUUUUUCCGCUCAACACCCUGAAGGCGCUGCGUUGGUUGGUGAAAACCGUGACCCUUCACUUCCCAGACCUCUACUCAGGCCUGUUCAGAGCUUUGUCUGCUCAGCCAUCUUCAGAUCGUUCUGAAGCCAUGCCACUUCCUUUGGACUUUGUCGCUUUUCUUGAAUCAGUUGUGCUUGAUCCUCUUUCCGCUCCUGAACUUGCUCUGUUUGCCGGCUCCGCAUUGGUAUGUAUAUGGUCUUCGCUGCGCUUUGGGGACGCUUCCCACGUAUCCUGGUCAGCUCUUCUGUUUGACCCUCAAGCAUUAGUCAUUCGCGGCCUUGCCUAUCGUACAAAAACAUCUCGGCGUGGCAUGGCUUUUGCUUUCUACGCAGAGGGCAUAUACGGCCCUUGGGGUAUUCGCUGGCUCCAGCUUCUGGCUGCCUUGUGGGGUUCUUUGGAACAACUCUCCCCCAAUGUGGUCCCUGACUCCCUCUUUUUCUGCUCCUCGCUUCUGGAUGACACUUGCGACUUUGCAUUUUGCCCCGCGUCAUAUGCAUCGGCACUGCGUUGUCUGCGCUCAGCCUUGAACAUGUGGGGUCGCUUAGGGUACGAUGCGUCUCGCAAUUUCACUUUACAUUCUUGCAAGGCGACAGUCUUGUCCUGGUGUUCGCAGCUUGGCCUUGGCGACAUGGCACGCCGUGAGCAGGGACAUCACCGCACCACCUCAGUCACUCUUUACGGUCGAGAUGACACGCACGCGGCCCUAGCUCUUCAGGCCUCGAUCCUUGGCAAGAUUCGCACUGGCGCUUUUCGUCCCAGCAUUUCCCAACACCGCGGAGCCCAGUCACCGAUGGCAGAGCCGCAGCUUCUGGUUAGGGGAGGUCUUGCGACUUCUGGACUGGAUGUCCCCCGUCGCUUUCGGGGAGGUUUCUCUGAGCAUAGUGCGGACCCCCUGACAGCAGCAGCUCUUCCUUUGGUACCCAGGUUCCCUCGGUAA
This is a messenger RNA of Symbiodinium natans, 8037 nucleotides long. The record is from the annotation of a GenBank genome assembly. Lineage: Eukaryota; Dinophyceae; Suessiales; Symbiodiniaceae.